Messenger RNA from Aricia agestis (brown argus), 3915 nucleotides. RefSeq names its product neuroligin-4, X-linked-like. The transcript is spliced from 11 exons. Gene Ontology annotation, cellular component: synapse; cell surface; postsynaptic membrane. The coding region runs from base 235 to 3144 and encodes 969 amino acids. Gene Ontology annotation, molecular function: signaling receptor activity; neurexin family protein binding. NCBI's taxonomy places the organism in Eukaryota, Metazoa, Arthropoda, Insecta, Lepidoptera, Lycaenidae. Gene Ontology annotation, biological process: modulation of chemical synaptic transmission; synaptic vesicle endocytosis; presynaptic membrane assembly. The record is from RefSeq and is a predicted model, not a curated record.
GACAGGCUCGACAACGCGGGGGAAUGAUUACGAAAAAAUUCGAAAAUCGAACGCUUUAUCGAUAGUGCGGGGACUUUUUUGUCGAUAGCUAAUUAGUGCUGUGCUGUGCUAGUGUUGUGCUUAUAGUUCGAGUUUGGAGACAUUUUCGAUAUGUACAACGCGGGGAGAACACGAUAGUACGAUGACUCCACACACAACAAAUUUAUAAUGUGUGUGAUGAGGUGAUGAAGUAAGAUGGCCGAAAAGCUGUUUCUGCAGAUCUGCAACUCGAUCAAACAGUAUUGGCACACAUUCAAAGUGAAAAUAUACCUUCUAAUUUUCUACAUAUUCAACCAUAAGUAUCGCAGACAGAAAAAUAACUUUGGUGUAGUGUUGUUUUUAGUGCUAGUUUUCAGUAUGAGUUCGAACGGUAGUUAUCCUAGGAACUCUAUGUUACGGACUAGAAUUAUAGGCACUAGGUACGGGAAGCUGCAGGGUGUGAUCCUGCCAAUGGAUCAGCAUAAGUACUUGAAGCCUGUUGAAGCAUAUCUUGGAGUGCCGUACGCGACGCCUCCUACUGGAUCCAAUAGAUUCGCACCAACACGAGCUCCAGCGCCUUGGGAUGACGUGAAGAUGGUGGAUCAAAUGGGCCCGGUCUGCCCUCAGAAGCUGCCGGAUAUAUCCAACGAGACCCUCACCCUCGAGAGGAUGCCGAAGGGCAGGCUGGAGUACCUGAGGAGGCUGCUGCCCAGACUCAAGAACCAGAGCGAAGACUGCCUGUAUAUGAACAUCUAUACUCCUGUACAAGUUGGUCCGACGCUGCUCGCCAAGUAUCCAGUAGUGAUCUUCAUCCAUGGGGAGUCGUUUGAGUGGAACUCGGGAAAUGUGUACGACGGCGCCGUGCUGGCGAGCUACGCUGGGCUCGUCGUCAUCACCAUCAACUAUAGACUGGGGAUACUAGGAUUCCUCAACGCCAACCCCAUACCGCACCUCAAAGCCAGAGUAGCCAACUAUGGGUUAAUGGACCAGAUUGCUGCAUUACACUGGGUGCAACAGAACAUCGCUCUGUUUGGCGGAGACCCGGGCAAUGUGACAAUGUUGGGUCACGGUUCCGGAGCUGCCUGUAUAAACUUUCUUAUGAUCUCCCCCACUGUUAUGCCUGGUUUGUUCCAUCGGGCGAUCCUGCUAUCCGGCUCAGCGCUAAGCUCGUGGGCCCUCGUCGAAGACCCGGUCAGCUAUUCCGUCCAGCUCGCACGCGAAUCCAACUGCACUCUACCGGAUGACAUCGUCAAAGAUCACGAACUUAUCGUCGAUUGCCUCCGAGAGGUGCCACUUUUAGAACUGAUGUCAGCAGAAAUCAGCACACCCAGCUACCUAACAGCGUUCGGACCGUCAGUAGAUGGAGUCGUGGUUAAGACUGAUUAUGCGAAGGAGCUCCUCACUUUCUUCAUUCCGAACGACCUUCAGGGGUUCACGAGUGUAUCUGGAGUCAAUAACAUUAAAGCAGAUAAACGAAACGGAGAUAGGAUAUUCGGAAUAAGAGGGGGACAGAAUAAAUACGAUCUCCUAUUUGGAGUUGUCACGAGUGAGGCCCUUUGGAAGUUCUCGGCUCAAGAUAUACAAAACGGUUUCGAGGGCGAGCGAAGGGAUAAAAUUAUAAGGACCUACGUACGGAACGCCUAUACGUACCAUCUGAGCGAGAUUUUCUUUACGAUAGUCAAUGAGUACACCGAUUGGGAAAGGACGGUCCAGCACCCAAUCAACACGCGCGACGCGGCUGUUCUCGCAUUGUCUGACGCGCAAUACGUCGCUCCUCUAGUCCAGACGGGGGAUUUCCUCAGCGUCAGCAAGAGUUCUAUAGGCACAGGAUCAAAUACGUUCUUCUACGUGUUUGACUAUCAGACGAAGGAUGGGGAUUAUCCACAGAGGAUGGGCUCGGUCCAUGGGGAGGAGCUGCCGUAUUUAUUUGGGGCCCCAUUAGUUGAGGGUCUGGGGCACUUUCCGAAAAACUACACGAAGUCCGAAGUCGCCUUGUCUGAAGCUUUUAUACUCUAUAUGGCAAAUUUCGUUCGGACUGGGAACCCCAAUGAAGCACAGAAACAGGAAGCCAUUCUACCAAUUUCCAGAGAGAGGAAUAAAUUCAAGAGCAUCGUGUGGGACGAGUACGACACACUUCAUCAGAAAUAUUUGGAAAUCGGGAUGAAGCCCCGCAUGAAGAACCAUUAUCGCGCCCAUCAGCUGUCAGUGUGGCUGCGGCUGAUACCGGAAAUCCACAGAGCGGGGAUGAAAGACGUCGUCGCGAAACACAACCUGUUCCGGAACCACAACGACAUGGAACUGUACGACGGGCUCGUCCGGCCCGACCCGCUGACCCGCGCCAACUACUACGACCCGACGCUCGAGACGUACCGGCGACCCAACAUGUCCCUCGACCCGUCCACGACAAUAGAGACGUACGUCACGACCUGCAUCAGCGUCGUGUCCCCGCGACCCGACUCGCUUGUCACUCAAAGUCGGAACGAUUCCCGUCAGGACGUUUCUAAUUUGGAAGUCGCGGGGUACACGGCAUACUCUACCGCUUUAAGCGUCACUAUCGCUAUAGGAUGCUCUCUGCUGAUCCUGAACGUGCUUAUAUUUGCCGGAGUGUACUACCAGAGGGACAAAACGAGAUUACAGGUGAAGGCGCUCCAGCAGCAGAAACGGAAUCACUCCACGUUCGACGGCGCGUCGAAGCAUCAGCACUUCUUCGUCGGCCACUCCCAAAGCUCCAGCACGAUAGUCGACAUCGACCAUCAGGACAAAUCCGCAAUUAUCGCGAUGACGAAUCGAGUGCCGCAUUUCACGAGUGCGAAUUGCCCGAACGUGUGCCAUACGGGAAUUCAAAUGUCGAAUUUAAAGCAAUCGAGUCCGACCAACAGAGGUCAGUGCACGACGCUACCGAGAAAGGUCGGCUUCAGCUACCAGAAUCAGAUCUGCAGCGCGUCGAAUUGUAUGACCUUGCCCAAGAAUGCGACGUUUAUGAGCAGCGGGAACUUACCGGACGUCCAGGCGCAGACUGGCCAGUCGCAAACUCCAGGCAACGGCUCGGUCCCAUCAUCAUCACCCUCCCAGCACUUCCAGAAGUCGCGAAUCCCGCAGGCGGCCAUGUCGGAGAUCAACGCAUGAGAAAUAGAAGAUAUUUACAAUUAUGUAUAAAGUGAUACUUAUCAUUGUGGCAGAGACACAAUUCACGGAGUGCAUAGUUGUAAAUAUCGCGACGAAAAUGUAAAUAAGUGACUCUAUAGUGUAAAUUCUAGUCAAUAAAUGUAAAUAGUAUAGCCUCCAUGAAAUGGGUUCACGGGAUACCACGAUUUUAGAAUGAAUCAAUUAAUUAUAUACCUCCUACAUGAUCGAGUAAAUCGGACGUUAAUUAAAAAUUUACUUCUAGUAAUACGAAGUUUCAAAUAAAUGUACAUAAACUAGUGAUUAAAGACUGUACUGUAAAGAUUGCGUGUCAAAUUGUCCUAUAUUUACCUCAAUACGACAAAAUAAUCGUCUUUAUAAUCGUUUAGGGCUUCUUUUGUUUUGGAUGAGAAGUUAAUGUUGAAAAUUGUUGCGUUUUAAUCGCGGUACAUUGUACAGGUUAUUUUUUUUUUUAAUGACUGUGGUUGUAUUGUUUUAAAAGUUCCAAUUAACGAUAUUUCUCAGAAUUCAGGAUAUGAAUAUCCGUGUUAGUCUAUGAAAAUGUUACGAAAGUGAUUAAAUUGGUUGUUACUUUGAUCGAAUACUUUGAUGUUUUCAUACUUUGUGUAUUACGUUGUUAUGCCUCUACGUUGGUCCAUGAUGGACAAUCGACUACGUGAUGGCCAUAUUCAUCUAUGAUUGCAAAUGAUCGAUGUCGAAUGUUCACGAUAAAGACAGCUUUUCAAUCAUGGUAAUGACCAGCAAAGUGAAUCG